Messenger RNA from Erpetoichthys calabaricus (reedfish), 3130 nucleotides. RefSeq lists its product as uncharacterized. Gene Ontology annotation, molecular function: zinc ion binding; single-stranded RNA binding; double-stranded RNA binding. The coding region runs from base 413 to 2800 and encodes 795 amino acids. The transcript has 22 exons. Lineage: Eukaryota; Metazoa; Chordata; Cladistia; Polypteriformes; Polypteridae. The record is from RefSeq and is a predicted model, not a curated record. Gene Ontology annotation, cellular component: precatalytic spliceosome.
GGCGGGAGCGCCCAUUUCUCCGCCCACACCACAUGACCAGACCUUCGCCUUGCGCCGGAAGUGCUGUCAGAUCGACGCCUUGAGACAGAGUCGUGCGUUUCCGCUGGAUUUUAAAAAUGAAAUGAAGCCAGGUUAAAAAUGUGAGAAGGAGAAGCAAGAUAAGUUGUGAAUUUGAUUGUAUUCCUCCCCUCUGACAGCUUACUUUUCUUGUGAAUACAUUGCAGAAUGCCUGUCCUGUCUUAAUGGUGGGUCUUGCAUGUCCAUCUGGUCACACCUUGGAUCUCCUGGAGCACAGAAGACUCUGGCGUUAUACAUGCUGUUUUGGCCAGCCACAGGGGAAUGGAAGCCAAUGUGACUGUGACAGCACAGUGAGCAGACAAGGACCUGCCUUAGCUUAAGCAAGCCAUACAAUAUGGCUCGUGAAGUUCAGGAUUUUGCAAAAGAUAGCGUUGAAGACAAUUUUUCUGAGGGAUAUAAAUUACUGGAGAAAAUUGGAAAGAAGAAGACAGAAGAUGCUGAGAAAAAACCCCAGACCAAGCCAAAGCCUAGGACUGCACAGUCUUUUUACUGUGAGCUGUGCAGUCUUUCAUGUUUUGUUGAGUCCCAGCUGAUGAUGCAUAUAAUGGGAAACACGCAUCGAGAGAGGAUGGAAAAGCGAGCUGUCGGGAGUGGAGAACAAAAUGUGGACAAUCUGUGCCCCCUGUAUGACUAUGCGAAGAACCCCAGUCGUCGUGAGCCUGUCAUCGGGCUGGAGUUUGUGGUGGAGUUUGUCUGCAAGACCCCUUCCCUCGCUCCUCAGUAUUUCUGCACCUUGUGCCGCUUCAUAUCCCGGGCAGAUUUUAUUUUUCACAUAAUCAGUUGGAAGCAUCGAUACAAUUAUGUGAAGAAGGCUUACCCCCUCAUGGAUCCAACUGCUAAUCAGGUUACUAAAAGCCUUGAAGCCUACUUGAAAGAAACGGCGCGGACUAUUGAGACCUUGGACGGGCACAGUGGUAUUCAGAUGAGAUUCAUCAUAGCAUCUGAAUAUCAUGAAGUAAUGAGACCAAAUUAUGAAAUUGCUGAACUGCUGCUCAAAAAUGGAACGCCGGUGGUCAACGGGAAGCCCAGUGAGAGUUCUGCCGACGCACAUCCUCCAGAUAUCAAGGAGCCAGACGCUGAUAAUCCAGAACAAAAAGUGUCCAGUGAUAAUUUUGUAUUUUAUGGAGGGUUCUGGAAACCAAACCAAGGUAUGAAGCAAGGCAACGCGCCACAGGCCAGCUUUCCAAAGGCUGAUUCUGUAAUACUCGGUGAUUUUGGAAGUCAUCCUAAAGUUGAAAAGGUUUCUGAGCCAAAGGCUGGUCAGCCGCCUGAAAUAGCAGUUGGAAAUUGUGGAGAGAAUCCGACGCACUCUGCAGCUGGACUGCUGCUCAAAAAUGGAACACCGGUGAUCAACGGGAAGCCCAGUGAGAGUUCUGCUGACGCACAUCCUCCAGGUAUGAAGCAAGGCAACGCGCCACAGGCCAGCUUUCCAAAGGCUGAUUCUGUAAUACUCAGUGAUUUUGGAAAUCAUCCUAAAGUUGAAAAGGUUUCUGAGCCAAAGGCUGGUCAGCCGCCUGAAGUAGCAGUUGGAAGUUGUGGAGAGAAUGUGACGCACUCUGCAGGUGAGACAAUUUCUGAACCAAAGCACAAAGACAUUUCUAAUGUAAAUGUUGGACUAUUUGAAGAGCAUGGAGACCAGCCUGAAGCAGGAUAUUCAAAGAUUCCAGUUAUUCACACCAGAAGUUUACCCGAAAAAAAGAACAAGAGAUGGCUCAUUACAGAAAGCAGAGCUGCUGAAGGGCUCCACUCGUCUCUGCUGCCUGUGUCUUUGACUGCAACUCCUUUACGGUAUCCUGACGUGUUUUCUGUGAAUGACUUCUCUGCUGCGGCUGCCAAUGCGCAGUAUAAUGGCUACGUGCAAGAAGCUCAUUGUGAUGACGAGCGGUUGUUCCAAACAUCUUUUCCUUGUGCAACACAUCCUGGAGGGACUUCUGGGGCUGCUCGAGUUCUGGCCUAUCCUGCCGCGUCUUUCCUUGCAUCUUCUCCAGGUUUUGAUGAUGGGCCGUUUGCUCGUGAGGGGUCCAGCAGUGCUUUUCCUGCCCCAAUUCAAGGUGACCAGUAUAUGUUAGAGAGCCCAGAAAGUGAGCGUGUCAGAAGGAAUGCUCAAGUAAGACUCUGUGUCACUAUUCCUAAUGGAGAAAAUGUUGACGACAACCUGAGAUACGUAGAGUUUGGAAACUGGUCAAGAGAAGAGAGCAGCAGCUUUAGUAACUUAAAGAGAAAAGCAGCCAUAAGAAGUGACGGAGAUUGUGAAGGCUCACCUUGGAAAGUUCCCACCUUGGACAAUGAGGCUCACGUGAAGGCCGAGGCCGAGUGCAGGACGCCCCAUAUGAAAGUGACGGUUGAGCAGCUGUCCAGAACGCUGCUGGAAUACAAGAAGAACUUGAAGAACGCAAAGAUCCUGCUGUCCAAGGAAGAAGAGCACAGCCGAGCGCUCCCUCCUCCCAGUGGCUAUGUGCGGAUCAGGCUGGACUCGGACCAUCGGGACUCCGGGGCCGCGGAGCAGAUGACCCCUCCAUCUCGGCCUUGUGUGGACAGUUCAGCCUGCCUUCUCGCCUUGUCUCGUAACGGAGGCGGCGGGGCAGAAGUCGAAUACGCCGUGAACAGCCUGUUGUCCGAACAAAGGAAUGCCACGUCAUUGCCGCUCUCAGCACAGCGUGAAUCUCGCCCACCAUUCAGAAUCCUCUCGGGGACGCAGUGCUGGGCACGCGGCUUUAACUGAGCCGCCAUUUUCAGGCCUCGUAGCCGAACUUGCAGUAAGCAGAGCCUGGCGGAGCGGCGGUGAAGAGAAUUGCAGGGGGCCGGGGGGACGCCUUGGCCGAUUGCGUGCCAUUUCUUUACCCUUCCGCUGGGCGCUUUUGCGGCGGCUGACAUUUCUGAAAUGUUGUUCGUUUGUACCUGUUAGGGUCUUCAUGAGCCACCUGCACAGGACGUCCACUGUGGUCUCCAGGGGUCCUCGACUCUCGGGGUUGUGUUGCAGAAGCUUUUUGACUGCUCUGUAAUUUUUGCUUGAUGAUUUUUUUUUAAGUGUCUUAAAAGCCCUGCUUACGUA